CUCGCGGCCUUUCUGGUGCCGUUUAUACGGUCUACCCACUUCCGCUAUCCGCUUAGAAGCGGUGCUAUCAUGGCGGACCGUGGUCGACUCCCUUUCCCCGCUAAGCGCCUCUGCUGCAGACCUGGCUAUGGCUCGGCCAGCAGGUCGGGCCAACGGGCGGGCGGCAUUAGCCUCAGCAGCGGAGUGCUCUGCGCCGGACCCUCCUCUGCAACUGCUACUGUAGCUGCUGCCACUAUGGGGCUGCUACCGCUCGGCAAGACCCAGAGCCCCGAGUCCCUGCUGGACAUCGCGGCUCGCAAGGUGGCGGAGAAGUGGCCUUUCCAGCAGGUGGAAGAACGGUUCGAACGGAUCCCAGAGCCGGUGCAACGCAGGAUUGUCUACUGGUCUUUCCCCCGCAGCGAGAGGGAAAUCUGCAUGUACUCCUCCUUCAACACCGGCACUGAGGAUCUUACCACCGCCCCCGGGGGGGCCGCCGGCGGUACCGCGCACGGUGGGGGCGCGGAUACCGCCGCCGUCGACGAGAACCGCCUGCCCUUUCGCCGGGGCAUCGUUCUGCUAGAUGGCGGCUAUGUCGAUAAUGUCCUGCAAGUCGGUUUCCACUUGAGUGGCACUGUGACAGACACUGCAAUGCAAUCAGAAACUGUUUGCAAUGUAGCUAUCAGCUUUGAUCGUUGCAAGAUUACCUCAGUGACCUGUAGCUGUGGAAACAAGGACAUAUUUUACUGUGCCCACGUUGUGGCACUCUCUUUAUACCGGAUCCGCAAGCCAGAUCAGGUCAAACUGCAUCUUCCCAUUUCAGAGACACUGUUUCAAAUGAACAGAGACCAACUACAAAAAUUUGUUCAGUAUUUGAUCACAGUGCACCACACAGAAGUUUUGCCAACUGCUCAGAAAUUAGCAGAUGAAAUUCUUUCUCAGAAUUCAGAAAUCAAUCAAGUCCAUGGUGCACCUGACCCAACAGCAGGUGCUAGCAUAGAUGAUGAAAACUGCUGGCAUUUGGAUGAGGAACAGGUCCAAGAACAGGUUAAACUCUUUCUCUCCCAGGGUGGAUACCAUGGAUCAGGGAAGCAACUCAAUUUGCUUUUUGCAAAGGUGCGAGAGAUGCUGAAGAUGAGAGAUUCAAAUGGAGCUCGCAUGUUGACGUUGAUAACAGAACAGUUCAUGGCUGACCCUCGUCUAUCACUUUGGACACAACAAGGAACUGCAAUGACUGACAAGUAUAGGCAACUCUGGGAUGAACUGGGUGCUCUGUGGAUGUGUAUAGUCUUAAAUCCCCACUGCAAGUUGGAGCAGAAGGUCAGUUGGCUAACGCAGCUGAAAAAAUGGAAUGGUGUGGAUGUUUGUCCCUGGGAAGAUGGAAACCAUGGAAAUGAGCUGCCCAAUUUAACCAAUGCUUUGCCUCAGGGUGCAAAUGCUAACCAAGAUUCAUCAAACAGGCCACAUCGGACGGUGUUCACUAGAGCCAUAGAGGCAUGCGAACUGCAUUGGCAAGACAGCCACUUACAGCACAUUAUCAGCAGUGACUUAUACACCAACUACUGUUACCAUGAACACACUGAAAACUCUCUCUUUGACUCUCGAGGGUGGCCCCUCUGGCAUGAACAUGUUCCUACAGCCUGUGCGAGGGUGGAUGCGUUACGAUCUCAUGGAUGCCCACAAGAAGCACUGAGGCUAGCAAUAGCUAUUGCUAAUACUCUAAGAAGGCAGCAGCAGAAACAGCUGGAAAUGUUCCAGGCUCAGAAGAAAGAACUUCUUCAAAUAGGAGUAACCUCAAUAACAAAUCUUGAAGGCUGGGUGGGACAUCCUUUGGAUCCAAUUGGCACCCUCUUCAGCAGCCUGAUUGAAGCCUGCAGGGUAGAUGAGAGCUUCCAUGGAUUCUCAGACUUCACAGAGAACAUGGGGCAAUGCAAAUCUCUGGAGUACCAGCACCUGCCUGCACACAAGUUUUUAGAAGAAGGGGAAUCUUAUUUAACGCUGGCUGUGGAAGUAGCAUUGAUAGGGCUGGGACAGCAACGAAUAAUGCCAGAUGGCUUGUAUGCACAAGAGAAGGUUUGUCAAAAUGAGGAACAGCUCAUUUCUAAGCUACAGGAAAUUGAAUUGGAUGAUACUCUGGUGAAGAUUUUUCGAAAACAAGCAGUCUUCCUAUUAGAAGCUGGACCAUAUAGUGGUUUAGGUGAAGUCAUCCAUCAAGAUAGUGUUCCAAUGCACACAUUUGCCAAGUAUCUUUUCACUUGUCUCCUACCUCAUGAUGCUGAAUUGGCAUUCAGAAGUGCACUGAGAGCCAUGCGGUUGCUAGUAUUGGAAUCUAUGGCUCCUUUGGGUGAUACAUCCCGUCCACACCACAUUGCAUCAGUUGUUCCAAACCGGUAUCCCCGCUGGUUCACCCUAAGUCACAUCGAAUCCCAGCAGUGUGAGCUAGCAUCUACCAUGUUGACAGCAGCCAAAGGUAAUGUUCAGAGGCUGGAAACAGUGUUAGAAUCCAUUCAGAAAAAUGUCCACUCCUCAUCACACAUCUUCAAACUUGCCCAGGAUGCAUUUAAAAUAGCAACACUCAUGGACAACUUGCCAGAUACCACUCUUCUGAAAGUUUCUCUGGAGUUGGGCCUUCAGGUGAUGCGGAUGACACUGUCAACAUUGAAUUGGCGACGACGGGAAAUGGUGAGGUGGUUGGUAACAUGUGCAACAGAAAUAGGUGUUUAUGCACUGGAUAGUAUAAUGCAAAACUGGUUUACACUUUUCACUCCAACAGAAGCCACUAGUAUUGUUGCUACAACAGUGAUGUCCAACAGCACCAUUGUCCGUCUGCAUCUGGACUGUCAUCAGCAGGAGAAGCUGGCCAGCAGUGCUAGAACACUUGCUCUACAGUGUGCCAUGAAGGAUCCUCAAAACUGUGCCCUCUCUGCACUGACUCUGUGUGAAAAAGAUCACAUAACUUUUGAGACCGCUUACCAAAUUGUUCAGGAUGCUGCUACAACCAGCAUGAGCUACUCACAACUUUUUACUAUAGCACGAUACAUGGAGCACCGUGGUUACCCUAUGCGGGCCUAUAAGCUAGCCACUUUGGCCAUAACGCAUCUCAAUUUGAGUUACAAUCAGGACACACACCCUGCCAUUAAUGAUGUUCUCUGGGCAUGUGCGCUCAGCCAUUCUCUUGGGAAAAAUGAGCUAGCAGCUAUAAUACCUCUGGUGGUCAAAAGUGUCAAGUGUGCUACAGUACUGUCAGAUAUUUUGCGCAGAUGUACUUUGACCACUCCUGGCAUGGUGGGACUCCAUGGAAGGAGGAAUUCUGGUAAGCUCAUGUCACUGGACAAAGCCCCUUUAAGACAACUCUUAGAUGCCACAAUCGGAGCUUACAUUAAUACAACUCAUUCACGUCUCACUCACAUCAGCCCACGACACUAUAGUGAGUUUAUAGAGUUCCUCAGCAAGGCCCGAGAGACCUUCUUAAUGGCUCAUGAUGGACACAUACAGUUUACACAGUUUAUUGAUAACCUAAAACAAAUCUACAAAGGCAAAAAGAAACUCAUGAUGUUGGUUCGUGAGCGGUUUGGUUGAUGAAAAUAAGUGAAGGAAGGAGGUGGUUUGGUGUUACUUGAGCCUGCCUUUGUAUCUUUUUGAACUUAAAGAAACAAAGCCACACUGGUAUUAUAUGUGUAUAGUUAUACUGAGUUUGAAAACUAAACUGUCAUGUUGUGAAAGUUUGUGUGUUUAAAUUUUUUUCCUUUUUUCUGUUUUGUGUGAGAGAAAGGUUAAAAAAAGGUUUGGUUUACACUGAGUAUAUGUUGUCAAGUGGCAAAAGUCCACAUCACUCUCCUGUUCUUUCUGUAUAUGUUCACAGCCUCAAAAACAAAACGUAUAUUGCAAUGGCUUUAAAAAAGCAAACAAAGCACCUCCAUCCUGUGAUAAGUACCUCAAAUGGAUUCAGCUUUACUCCUUUGUAACUCAUCAUUAUAUUUCAAUAUAUUUAAAGAAACCAACAAAUGAAAUACUAGUAGUUAAAAGGCUGAUCAUGUGGCUUUGCAGUGCUCUUCAUCCAGAAGCAUGGCACACAAUGCUUAUGCAUGUGGAAACUUAGCAACUGUCAACAUACAUUCUCAGGGAUUUAUCAAAAUAAAUUUUUUAAAGUAUGAGAGCAUUUAUUGUACUGUAUAUAUAUUAUAGUAUAUGUCUGAUUAUUGAAAAAAUCUAACAUUAAUUUAUAAAAAAAUUCAAAUCUAUGUAAUGCAAAAUACUUGAAGCUGCAGUAGCUUGGUUUUAAAGAAAAACUAUCUGAAGGACUAAAGUGCGCCUUGCUUCAGGGUUGGCUGGGUUGGCUCAGGUGGUGAACUAUAUGCUAGGCAUCUAUUCAGAGCCAUCUUUUGUAUUGCAUGGUUGGAAUGAUACCUACUGGGGAAGUUUUAUAUAUGUGUGUGUAUAUAUAUAUGUAUACACACAUAAAAACAUACUUGUAACAGGCACUACAGUAAAGAGGGAUAACAAAAAAUACACAGCCAGAGCAGCAAGCCUUAGCAUUAAGAAUACAGUAUGCCAGAAUUGGGGUUUGUGCCUCCUAGCCUGGAAAACUUAAAGAAACAUAAUUUUUGACAAAAAAUGCAAAAUUAUUGACAUGAUACAUUACGCCUUUGCAGUGAGCUAAAAAUAAGCUAACCUUUGUGCACAAAUAUAUAUAUAUAUUAUAUAUAUUCUGCAUAUGUAUUUUGACUGUGCAGGACAGAAAGUUAUGUAGGUAUGACUGUUCUACUUUUCCGUUCAUUUUUCUAAUAUAUUUUUUCUCUAGAACUGCUCAAACAAAAGCAGCCUUCUAUCUUGCCUUGUCUUAAUGCUUUAAAUUAACCGAACUGGAGAUCUAACUACCAAACCGUUCUUUAUAUUAUUAAAUACCAACUUCGAUUACAGUAUCAUGCCUUUGCUUUAGCUGAUGGUUCUGUAUCCUUGUGCUUUUAAAAACAGAUUUUGUUUUGGUGCAAAAGUUGUCCAGUGUCUAUUGUUCCCUUCAUUAGAGAACAUGCUAGAGGUAUGUUUGUAGGUAUUUUUGUUUAGAAAAACUAUUUCAUGCUCUCAAUUUUAUUUAUUGUAAUAGGUAAAAAGGUUGUACUUCAUUACCCAUGUAAACAUGCUCAUGAAGUUGAAAUUAAGAUUUGAUACAAUGAUAUCAAUUUAUUUAUGUAACUAAAUCACACUGUUUUAUAAACUUGUUACUGAUAACAAAUUUUUUUUGUUUUGAUUAAAAUUAGUUUUUUGAAAGUUGA
Messenger RNA from Taeniopygia guttata (zebra finch), 5249 nucleotides. Its product is annotated as zinc finger SWIM domain-containing protein 6. NCBI's taxonomy places the organism in Eukaryota, Metazoa, Chordata, Aves, Passeriformes, Estrildidae. The record is from RefSeq and is a predicted model, not a curated record. Gene Ontology annotation, cellular component: Cul2-RING ubiquitin ligase complex. Gene Ontology annotation, molecular function: zinc ion binding.